AUGUUCGACGAAAUGGAGCAGUGGGACGCUCUGGUGGAUGCCGCGCUCGCGACGCUGGAGGCCAGGAGCCUGCUACGCGCUACGCGACCCAUCGCGCUCGCGUCGCCCCCGCCCCCCGCGACCCCACAGACCUUCGACGGGCCGGGGCCCUGGGACCGUGCCGCCGUCGAAAUCCGGCUCGACCGCAACACCCUGCACCAAUGGCUGGCCGAAGGUGGUGAGGCGAGUGGACAUGAAGACGAGUUGGAUGGAAAUCUGAUCCUUUUCUCAGGGAAUGACUACAUGGGCCUCAGCUCGCAUCCUGCAGUCCGUGAGGCUUUAGUGCAGGCAGCUCGAGAUUAUGGCAUGGGGCCAAGAGGCUCGGCGUUGAUCUGUGGGUAUACUAGUUAUCACAAGUUGGUGGAGGAAUCAUUGGCACAAUUGAAGAAAAAAGAGGAUUGCCUUCUUUGCCCUACUGGGUUUUCUGCCAACAUGGCUGUAAUGACAGCCCUGGGGAGUAUUAGCUCUCUUUUGUCCCAUGGGAGAAAACCAGCAGAGUAUGAGAGAAUUGCGAUCUUCUCAGAUGCGCUGAACCAUGCUUCAAUCAUUGACGGGAUUCGCCUUUUGGAGCGGCAGCAAGAAGCGUUAGUGUUUGUCUACAAGCACCGUGACAUGUUCCAUCUUGAUUUCCUGCUGUCCAGUUGCUCAAUGGAAAAGAAAGUUGUUGUCACAGAUAGCCUGUUCAGCAUGGAUGGUGAUUUCGCUCCAUUCCCUGAACUUGUCAAAUUACGCAGAAAGUAUGGGUUUCUAUUGGUCAUCGAUGAUGCCCAUGGGACAUUUGUUUGUGGUGAGAAUGGUGGUGGUGCAGCUGAGCUAUUUAAAUGUGAAAAGGACAUUGACAUAGGUGUCGGCACCUUAAGCAAAGCCGCUGGCUGCCAGGGUGGUUUUAUAACAUGCAGCACUAGAUGGAAGAGGCUCAUUCAGUCACGAGGUCGCUCAUUCAUAUUUUCAACUGCUUUGCCGGUGCCAGUUGUUGCUUCUGUGCAUGAAUUCCUGCUAGAACUUGCUAUAAAUAAAAGGUCUCUUUUUCAAUUCACCAAUACUGUGAAGGAAGAUAAACUUAUCUUGGACCUCUUGGCAGGCUGA
Messenger RNA from Miscanthus lutarioriparius, 1125 nucleotides. The record is from the annotation of a GenBank genome assembly. NCBI's taxonomy places the organism in Eukaryota, Viridiplantae, Streptophyta, Magnoliopsida, Poales, Poaceae.